AAGACGUUACUAUGCGCGAAAAGCCAAAAUAAGAGAGCAAAGCUUGAAAAUAUAGGGAAGUCGCAAAUAAUAAUAGAAGUCAAGGAAGCAACUGCGAUAUCUCUUUCUUUUUUCUUCAUCAUCGUGUGUUUUGUUCUGGUGGCAUUCUUCUUCUUCUUCUUCUUCUUAUCAUCACAACCUAGGAAGAGAGAGAGAGAGAGGAGAGAGAAAUUGCAUUAAAAGACCAAUUUGCCCUUCGAUCUUCUUCUUCUUCGUCUUCCUCUCUCUCGCACCAUGAACGAGAAGGCCAACGUCUCCAAAGAGCUCAACGCUAAACACAAAAAGAUACUGGAGGGACUUCUUAAACUACCAGAGAACAAGGAAUGUGCUGACUGCAAAGCUAAAGGUCCAAGAUGGGCUAGUGUCAAUCUUGGCAUCUUUAUAUGCAUGCAGUGUUCUGGAAUACAUAGAAGUCUUGGGGUACACAUAUCGAAGGUUCGCUCUGCAACUUUGGACACCUGGCUCCCAGAGCAGGUUGCAUUCAUUCAAUCGAUGGGAAAUGAGAAGGCAAAUAGUUACUGGGAAGCAGAAUUACCCCAACAUUAUGAUAGAGUUGGAAUUGAAAAUUUCAUUCGUGCAAAGUACGAAGAGAAGAGAUGGGCUGCAAGGAAUGAGAAACCAAAAUCACCUUCUAGUUUCCGAGAAGAGAAAAGUCCUUCACAUUGGCAAAAGCCUGAGGAAACGAAGAAAAUCCAACCAUCAAAUGCAAUUCCUGCUACAAGAAUUAGUGUUCCUGCUCCUCCCAAAGGGCCUGAGCUGGUAACUCCUAUGGCAAAACCUCAACAUGUUGAGAAAGUGGAACCUGUUGCACCACCACCACAAGCUGAAACUUCAAAACAGACCACUGAAACAACACAAAAUUCCCCUCCAAAAGUUGACUAUGCUACGGACCUUUUUGACAUGUUGUCUAUGGAUGAUCCAAAUGAAAAGGGCUCAGGGGCAGCUAAUGAUAAUAACUGGGCAGGUUUUCAGUCUGCUGCAGAGGCAUCGGAAGCUGAGAAGACUGAUGCCCCAAAAGCAAUUGAGAGUACACCCCAGUCGACACGCCAGUCCACUUCUGGAAUUGAGGAUUUAUUUAAAGACUCACCUUCAGUUACACCAAGUUUAACUCCAGAAAAACCACAAAAAGAUCUAAAAAAUGAUAUCAUGAGCCUCUUUGAGAAGUCCAAUGUGGUAUCUCCAUUUGCAAUGCAUCAACAGCAGCUGGCCAUGCUGGCACAGCAACAGUCUCUUCUAAUGGCUGCCGCUAAAUCUGCUGGUGGGGAUCCCAAGUACCUGGCCAGCUUACAACAACAACAGUCUCUUCUAAUGGCUGCUGCUGCUGCUAAAUCUGGUGGCACGGAUUCCAAGUACCUGGCCAGCAUACAAGAACCUGGGUCCAACAUUCCUCUCCAAAGUUGGCUGGGUGCUGGCUACCCAAUGCCUGGUGCAAUGCCCAUGGGUAGUCAGGAAGAGUUACAGAAACUCAUGCAGACCGUGAACAUGAAUGCAGCCCAUUCAGCUGGGAGUUCAGUUCAAUAUCCACCAUCUAGCUACUAUGCUAUGGGACAAGUUGCUCCCUCUAAUGGUUCCACGCCAACGGAAGCGAGCAAACCUCAAUCAGCCUCUCCAGCAUCAUCGAACACUUCAAAGACAGGGAACGACUAUGAUUUUUCCUCCUUAACACAAGGAAUGUUUGCAAAACACUGAUUGGCCUUUGCUUAACAUCCCCUGCUAUGUCAUAUACCACAGAAGAUUAGUUAAAAGUUACAGAAAAGUGCACUCUUCUUCUUUCCCUUGACCCGUAUACUUGGGUUGUAAACCAUAUCUAGAGCUACUGAGCCAGUUCAGUUUUCUUGUUACGGGUGAUUGCUUCAUUUGUAUCCAUAGGUGUAUUCACAAUAAAAUUUAGUGAUAUUUAUUAUUUAUUCCUUUUCUUUUUCUCUUCUA
Molecule: messenger RNA, 1968 nt
Organism: Glycine soja
Lineage: Eukaryota; Viridiplantae; Streptophyta; Magnoliopsida; Fabales; Fabaceae
Product: ADP-ribosylation factor GTPase-activating protein AGD5-like
Exons: 11
Coding region: 274-1728 (484 amino acids)
Molecular function (GO): GTPase activator activity
Source: RefSeq, a predicted model, not a curated record